Molecule: messenger RNA, 708 nt
Organism: Cylindrotheca closterium
Lineage: Eukaryota; Bacillariophyta; Bacillariophyceae; Bacillariales; Bacillariaceae
Source: the annotation of a GenBank genome assembly
AUGUUCAGCUGGUGUAAUUCUGCAAAUGGAUUGGAGCACCAACCACGAUCCUCCUCCUCCACAACGAAGAACAAUCAUCAUCCAAUGCUGACACUGGAGAAUAAUAAUCACCUGCCUCGACGUCGACCAUUUAGUGGCGGAACGACCCGAUUGACAUCAAUCUUACCGACAGAAGGAGAAGGCAUUGUGUUGUCAGAACAAGUCAACCACUUUCGUCAGCAACCAGCCUAUCGAAUGUUGUCUGCAGUGGUGGGUUUGUCUUGCGUCAAUAUUGUGUACAGCAUGUUACGACCGGAUCCUGAUAUCGGAUUGAUGAUGCGGAUGCCUCGAAUAUUCUGGGAGAUUUGCAUUAGUUGCACUGCCGCCAUCUCUGUGGGCGGAGGCGAAGGAUCCAUUUUCAGACUCUUAUUGGCCAUGAUGCUCGGUCCGACCGCAUUGAUUGAUAUCUUCUUUUGGGGACCCAUUCUAGGAGCAACCACGACCUUUCAAACUUGCACGGGUGGAUAUCUGCGAGGGCCCCGGUUUUGUCGGUUGGAUAUGGGGAAAGGGAUAGGGAGAAUUGUGGGCAUGGUCCAAUCGGUAUUUGGUGGUGCCUUUUACAUGCUCGCAGCAGCCGUAUGUUGGUCCGAAUACUGGCAAGCACAACGGAUGAGGGAAGAAGAAGCGCGGAUGCGGGCUCGAAUUGUGGACUAUUCCUACGAACAUUGA